Messenger RNA from Bubalus bubalis (water buffalo), 4142 nucleotides. Its product is annotated as liprin-alpha-1. Lineage: Eukaryota; Metazoa; Chordata; Mammalia; Artiodactyla; Bovidae. The record is from RefSeq and is a predicted model, not a curated record.
UCCUGCAUUGGCAGGCGGGUUCUUUAUCACUAGCGCCACCUGGAAAGUGCCAGGAGCCCACAAAGCAGAACUGCUUAACCCGAGAUAGCGGGUGGGGUGCGCGGCCAGCAUUCUGGGACCCGGGAAUAAGUGGGGACGUCGCUGCGCCCGGGUCCCCGCACCUCCGCGGGGCGGCCACCCUGAGGGCUUCGUCCCCGCCCCCCUCCCCUCCCCGCGGCCCUAGCUCUCUUCCGAGACCGGCCGCCGCCACGCCGGCCGUUCUUUACCCGCAAGUACAAAUCUGACACAGGCAUCAGGCCCUCAUGCUCCCGGCUUCUCGGCUCCUACAAACUCGCAGCUUUCGCUGUUCCACCGAGCCCUCCGUAGUCAAGGCAACCGUGGAAGCCCAAGAGACCGACCCGCUGCCGGCUUCCGGCGGGGACAGAGACGCGCGCGGGUCAAAGGUCGUGCGUCCCUAGCCCCGCCCCUGGAGUACGGCCAUUCGGGAGACGACUAGUUGUGGGUGCCUGCGACGAAAAACCACUCUGGCUGACUGUCUUAUAUCUAGCAAUGGAAUCAUCUCCAGCCGCCUGGCAGGCAAGUUGAGGUACAUGGACAGCAGAGAAGAUGAACAGGUCCGAGGGAUCACUAUGAAAUCCAGUGCCAUCUCACUGCAUUAUGCGGAAGAAUUGACCACUUUGCCAAAAUCUACAGUCAAAAAACUGACAUCUGAAAGGAAGUUCUUUUGAAAACAUUGUGGGGAGAUUAUUAUAGAAAUAUGAAGGCUAAGAAGAUUAUAAAGGUGGAUCAGCAGAUGAUUCUUAAAGAGGAGAAUAACCAGGAAAAGAUAUUAACGGACGGGGUGCUUGAUGUAAAUCACGAGCCAGAAAACAUGCCAAGCGCCAUUGGAAAAAGAUCCUCUGACGGCUGUCUAAGCCACGAGGAAGACCUGGCUAAGGUGAUCGAGCUCCAGGAAGUCAUAGACAAGCAGUCGCAAGAGCAGAGCCAGAUGAAGGAGCGCCUGGCAGCCCUGUCUGCCCACGUGACAGAGCUGGAGAAGGACCUGGACACGGCCAGGAGGGACCUCCUCAAGUCCGAGGAAGUGAACAUAAAACUGCAGCAGGACUCUGCGAAGCGACCUGACUUGGGCAGCGCUCUGGACCUCAGGUUCCCCAUGGCGGAGUGGCCGGCAGACUCCUCCGGCAAUGGGGCGGUGCUGUGGUGCCCCCAGAAAGGCCGGCUGGCAGUGCUGCACAAAGAGCCGUCCAAGGUGCAGACCCUGAAGGAGCAGGACUGGGAGCUCGUGCAGCAAGCCAGCAUGCUGGCCAACGUGGCCCAGGUGUUCAAGAGUGAUGAGGGCGUGUCUGAUGGCGAGGGCAACAGGGUCACCUUCUUCAGCUCGGCUACUCAGCUGUCGCCCAGUAGGCAGGCCAAUGCCAAGACUCUGACUGUGAUGCUGCAGGAGUGUUGGGGAUUUUCUCCUCGGGACUUGGAAGCGACGAACCUGAAAGAAGGACACUCGGACAGUCUCUUGCAAGGACUGACAAGUUUAUUUCUGCAGUCAAGCCUUUUUAUAAAAGUAGGAACAAAGAUCUUAGAGUAUACAGCCAGCAGAGCGCGUACGGGGUUAACACCUAAUGGGUAAAAAUAUUUCAAGGACAGCGCGCUCUAAGUGACCCAUGUGCUUAUCCCAUAACCUGUUUUCUCAAGCAACAUCCUUAAUAUUUAUUGUUAAAUCUUGGAGCCAGGCACAACCAAAGGCAGGAGAUGUUUUUCUGCCCGAGCACACCAAGCCAGGGUAUUUCUGGCCCUUAGCCAUUUUCCCAAGGACUUCCUCCAGCCGGCUAUUUUGUACUGGGCUUCCCAACAUAUCCUCCUUUUGUUUUUAAUUUAAGCACGGCAGCUGCUAGUUGGACUCCAUUGUGGGAGGCACGGAGUCUUGAGUAGAGACAUCUGAAUCCUGUAAGCAAUGACAGAAAAAGCAGGGUGAUUAAUACAUAUAUAAAAAUAUUGCUUCCUGAAAACCAAGCUCUAGGGUCUAGAGACGAUAGGGUUUUGGUUAAAGUAUCAUAAAAUUGAGUGCUGUACAAUUCCUAAGGUACCUUAACUUGAAAAUUAGCAACUUGUUGUUUCAACAAAUUGAUGUCUAAACUUGAGUUAUUUGUGAGAUCCUGCAAAUGCGCUUUAACUUUACCCCAAGGAUAUUCAGUGCUAUUAUAGGGCAUGUUAGUCAGACAAAAAGAAGUAAAAUUCCAGUGACAACGUAUACGUGUUUGGAAAGUCAGUUGCUGCACUUGAUCUCCUAAGUGGAUAACCAUAGUUCGUAACUCAUUAAUUCGUGUUUGUAAUUGCUGAUCUAUUUGAGCUUGUCGAGUCCAAAGAUCAUGAGAGUCUUUGUGCCAAGCAGUGAUAAAAUCAUGGUUUUGUAUGGAAUUAUGUAAAGCCAUACUGGACAAAGUUCCUAUAGUCACAAUAGAGAUAAGGCUUAAGAUGUCUGCAAUAAUCCACCCAAUGAUGCGCUUAGAUCGCCUAAGUCCAGUUUUCAACAAUACAGAAAGAAAUACAGAAUCAGUCCAAGGCUCAGUUAAGUUUACGGGAAGCCAUAACUCAGAUCUUUGUUUAACUAGUGCAAUGCUAGCAUUGUGAUAUGAAAUGGUGUGAUUAAGGCAGGUAUACAAUGCACAUGCAGUACAAUUGACAAUCUUGGUUGAUAAGUCAAUAUCAAAAUGCCCUACAAUAAACAAGUACGGAAGGUGAACACACGAUUGAAUAUAGCCAGUACUAUUGUGUAGGAAGGUAUAAUUAUAAGGACGAAACACACCCACAGUCCCAUAAACACUAGCGAAGUGCUCUAAGGCUGCUGAAAUUUUCCAAAUGUGCCAUUGCUCUGGCCCCACAAUGGAGACGACAGUCCUGGGUCGUGGGGGUGGUAAGCCCCCGUUAUACCAAUUCAGCAAUAUGUCCUUAUCAGUCCAGAAACUUGUCUUAGUUUUAUGAAAGCCUCCAAUGCUUGAUCUAUUAAACCAGGAGCAAUUAUGAUGUUCCUCCUGCUCUUCAGAACAGUUUACAAACAAACUGUGAGGUCCCCAGUCAACAAAUUUAAAUGUAUGAUUAGUAUGAUUUUGCUGAAUUAUAGAAACUUUCCCAAAUUGGCCUCGACAAUCAAACCAAUGUACUGGUUGUAUCUCCUGUUUUCUUCUCCAAGAUACAGUAUGACAUGAAGUUUCCUCUGGUUGAAAAAGCGAGUUUGAAUAGUUGGCUAUCUGGCCUGGAUAAUGUUGCUCAGAGCCAUUAAGUAAGAAAGAUGCCAUAACAAAAAUUCCCAGAUGCAAAGCAGUCCCAUUGUUGGCAGAGUAUGCCCACCACUGUGGGAAGAUAGUCAUGCAAAGGGGAUGAGAUCCGAAGCAGAUAGGCAAGGUUUUGAAUCCCACGGAAAUGUUGAUUGGCUUUCCCUCAUCUUCAUGAAUUGGUCGCUUUGUGGACCAGGGACUUGGAAAAUGCAUGCUGUCAUUAGUAAAGAUCAUAAGGGCUUUAUCUACCCAAUCCACUAUGGAGAGAAGUGGUGGGUUGGGUAUGUAUGCCCAAUAAACAUAUUCUGCACUUACCCCAGAGGAACAGGAAAGAACAGCUAACAUUGCCAGAAACAGCUUAUCUGGAGUCAUAGGAGUUCCAGUACUCUUCAGUGUCUGCUCAGCCUGAUGAGUCAUGUUUUUCACUUGACCCCAUGUCGGGUAAGGAUUCAGAUGAUGGCGUUUCCUCAUUGGCUCCUCCAGGGUCAUUGACGAGACCCUUCAUGUCAGUUUCGUCACUUGCCGAGGGAGUCCGGUCUUGGGGUCCCUCUCGGUAAUGGACAUGGCGAAGGGGAACCCAGAUUUCCUCUCCAUCUGCAAUGACAAGACCAUAACCCUUGCCUAGGAGUCGUAAGAUACCUGGCAGCCACUGAUCAAAUUGCUUAUACCAUAUUGGUGUAUUGAUUUCUAAUUUGCUGUUUUUGUCUUCUGCAAAAUGUCUAUCUGCACGAGUGUCAGAAUUAUUUUUUGUUAGGUUUAAAAAAUUCAGGGAAUACAGAGUUAAAGAUAAUAGUAAUUGAGGGUUCAUGGGAUAAGAAGUGUAGCUCCUCUUCCAUAUUCCCCCUUUCUGUUUUAAUAAAUGGGUUUUUAGGG